AUGGCCAUCAAAGAAGACUACUACAAAGUUCUCGGCAUCCUCUGCGAUGCCGCAGACGCCGACAUAAAGAAAGCCUACCGCAUACAAGCGCGGCAGCACCACCCCGACAAAGCCGAGGACAAGGAAGCUGCACAUGCGCUCUUCGUGAAAAUUGGCGAAGCCUACGAUGUACUGUCGAACCCCAAGAAGCGCACAGACUACGAC
Pseudomassariella vexata is the source of this 204-nucleotide messenger RNA. Its product is annotated as DnaJ domain-containing protein. Gene Ontology annotation, biological process: protein import into peroxisome matrix. The transcript has a single exon. Gene Ontology annotation, cellular component: cytosol. Lineage: Eukaryota; Fungi; Ascomycota; Sordariomycetes; Amphisphaeriales; Pseudomassariaceae. The annotation marks the transcript as partial. The record is from RefSeq and is a predicted model, not a curated record.